CCCAAAUUCCAAUAGAUCCCAGUGCGGAGAGGAAAGCCCAUGUUACACUACGCUCAACUGUGGGAGACAGCGAGAGAGAGAGUGAGGUAGAGAGACACCAGGCAACAACUGUGCAGCCAAGGAGACCACAGAAAAACUCCCACUCUGGACUUUUCCAAAUCCCCCCACUCUGCACAGAGAGGAGAGGAGAGAAAGAAGCAGCAGGGACAAACAAAAGCAUUCUUGGCUUUCAGUUUAAAGGAAGAAGGGGAGAAAAAAAAAUUGAACAAUACCUUGGGCGAGAUCAUUUACUUUGAGAUACAAAUUGAAGGAGAAAGGCGUGACAGGACGGCGUCAGUCAGCAGUCACACUCCGAGUUUAUCAUCUGGGAAAACAUCUCUAAACAUACAUAUUAACGGAUGAUAGAAACAUCUGGCAGAGGAAACGAGAAUCAAACAGGAUGAGAGCAACGAUGAACGCCACAUGGCUGAUGGUGCUUUCAGUCAGCUUCCUACUUCACAGUGUCUGUUCAGAGGAUACUACUAAUGCUACAGAUACGCAGGAUCCCUUGGCUAACCCUACUUCCAGUUCAAACCAAACAAAUGACGCACAACCAACCAGCAAUGCCCCUACAAACGUUGCUACCAACCCUGCCUCCAUCAAUGCAUUGAUCACGCAAGCAACCGUCCUUACCGCAACACAGGGCCAAACAAUUGCCCCCCCUACUACUACUAUUGCUACUUCUACUGCUGCCAUUGCUGCUGCUACUACGGCCACCCACCCCUCUACCCCUACCUUGACUGCAACACUUGACGGCAACAAAUCCAUCAAUUCUACAACAAUUCAGACGACGUUACCUGAUAAAACCCCUGCGACUCCAUCGACUGUCACGAAAACGGAGUCCGUCAUGCCGAGUGGUACAACAGGACAACCCGCGCAUUCCACCAUUUCCACAACAAGCAUGGUGACAUCUCAAAGAGACACAAUGGAGACAACCAAAAACCAACAAACAACAAAGACCACAGACCAGGCUGGGAACUCAGAAACCACCACCACCAACACCAACCCCUCCGCCACUGCCACCGCUGCCUCCCCCGCAGCCACUCCCGCUGUCACUUCCGCCAUUCCCGCCACUCCCGCCACUCCCACCACUCCCGUCGCUCCCGCCACCACCGCCACCACUGCUACCACUCAGACCAACAGGAUAGCAACACAGCCUGGAGCAGUGACCACACCUAGAAUCUUACAAGCCACCAGCACCAUCAUACCUAAAACCACCAUGGCAACUAAAAAGUUUGAGUAUUCUCCAAACAAUGGAGGAGGGACAGAGGAAGAGAAGAAUCUGGUGAAGUUGUGCAAGCAGCUGCUGGAGAACGUUAAAGAUGGAAACUGCAGUGUGACAUACACGGACAUCAACAAACCUAAAUCAGUGGAAAUAAGAGGCACAGUGAAGGAGGACAUUGUUUCCCAGUAUUACAACGCUAUCACCACCAAGGAGAAACAAGAUAACAAAAUUCUGAUUGCCGUCCUGACCUCCUGUGGAGCUCUGCUGAUCAUGAUUGUCAUCCUCGCCGUGUGCGCCUCCCACCACCGCAAACCAUACAAUGAGAACCAGCAACACCUGACGGAGGAGCUGCACACAGUGGAGAACGGUUACCAUGACAACCCCACGCUAGAGGUGAUGGAGGUGCAGCCGGAGAUGCAAGAGAAGAAGAUGGCGCUGAAUGGCGAGUUCAACGACAGCUGGAUUGUCCCCAUUGACAACCUCCUGAAGGAAGACAUACCAGACGAGGAGGACACCCACCUGUAGGGACGAGUGGGGACAGAGGAGAAACUGAAACUGCACCCACCCGCCUUCCACUCCUGACCCGGGGUCCUUGUCUCUGUAGCCAGAAAAGACUUUCUCAGAUAGAAACACAUCCUAUGGAACAACCAAGCCACUAUAUUCACCUUCAUUAUCUGCUCUAUGUGAUGUGUUUCUGCUGUGUUUUGGUAUGAAAAAGAAAUGAGGAUAAAACAAAUUAAACAGCUUGAGGAAUGAAACCAAUGAAAUCAUAUGAAGUGGCUUCGGAAAAUGAAUGGACAUUGAAGAAUUAACUAACUCCAUCAAUAAUGUGCCUUUAAAAUUGGUUUUGUAGAAAUAUGUGAUAUCUCUCACUUCCUGCAGAGCACAAUUGAAUUUCUUUUGUCAUUUUAAAAUGUCCCCAAAAAGAAAAUUGCGCAGGUAGGAUUUUUUUUUUGCCUUUUCUCUUCAUGUACACAAGAAGAGAAAGUGAAUUUGUACACGAGCACCUGUAAAUAGAGUAUUUUUAUAUAUUACUUUCUUCCGAGAGCUGUGAUCUCAUAAACUUGUGGCUUUGCGUCAUCAUGUGGCUCCGGGGGUCUGAGAAGAUGAAGAUCAGAGAGGUAGCAUCGACGUCAGCUGCCUCGGCCGAUCUAGAGUAACUAACUUAGAUAGAUGACCUCAGGAUACUUCAAAGCGUCCUGGUGAUUUUCCACGAGUACGUGUCAGAUCUGAGAAACAUGCCAGUGGCUGUACAGGCUGUGCUGGUACAACUGAACAUUAAGCUUACUGCUCAAGGCUGAGUUUGAAAGAAAUCAAAACAAAUGAAGGUUUUUUAUUCAAAAUGCCUAGAGCCAUGUUUGGGAAUAGCAUGAGAAGUGGACAGAAAUCAUUACCCGUUUCCUCUCUGGCCUUUCAAAAAAGAAGAAAAUCCUUCAGUGUUCUUCAAAAAAAAGCUUUGUAUUCAUUAAUAGAAACAAAAUGCCACAUUAUUUCAAUGCCUUACUUUAGAACUUAAAAGAUAAUUCCAGUUUGUUACAUCUUGGGUCUUAUUUUUGUAGUUUUGGCCAUCAUUUGUGUUGAUUAAGAUAACACUGUACUGACCAAAGUAGUGUUGUGAUGUGGGAAGAAGGCAACAUCGCUACAUCUAGGCUGGGUAUCAGUACUCGAUACCUUUAAAAGGUAUUGACCAAAAUAAAUCUGUACCAAAUAGUAUCGAAAUGUCUCCCGUCAAACGAUUACGAUAACGACUAUUUAUAUGGACUUGCUCACAGCCAAUCAAUGCAAGCGUUCUUGUAUUUAAUGUGACAUAUGAUUGGCCCACUGCCACAGCAACUAGAACCUGUCUGUGGUGGUGAAGUCUCAGUGAAUUUGAGUUCACAGUUCAGCAGCCUAGAUGCCACCUAAUCGCUCUACGCAAGUGCAAGUGCACUGAAUGUGUAAUGGGUAUCUGAUGAAUUUCUCAGUUGGUAUCGGUAUCACUUUAAGGGUACUUGGAUUGGUACUGGUGUGGUAAUUUUUUAAACGACACCCAGCCCUAGCUAUGACAAAGUCUAACAGGACAAGAAACAUGAGCAGUCAGACUUUUAUACGACAGUUCAGCCUGAUACACUGCUAGAUUUGAAGGGGAAAGAAACUCACGCACGUGUUGCAAAUCUGCUGCUGGAUUUGAUUAGUGAAACUCUCAACAGUUAAGGGUGCAGUAUGUAGAAUUCAGUAGCAUCUAGCAGAAUGGACUUGGCAGAAGUGGAAUAUAUAGAAUUUAAGAGAAAUAAGAAUCAUUGUGCAAAUCAAAUAGUCUCUAGAGGGCAUUUGCGUUUUUCAUGAGUUUUGUGGCCAUUGUAGAUUC
Messenger RNA from Scomber japonicus (chub mackerel), 3611 nucleotides. It is a transcript of the gene podxl, whose product is annotated as podocalyxin-like. Gene Ontology annotation, biological process: regulation of microvillus assembly; negative regulation of cell-cell adhesion; cell migration. The record is from RefSeq and is a predicted model, not a curated record. Gene Ontology annotation, cellular component: apical plasma membrane; microvillus membrane. The coding region runs from base 440 to 1789 and encodes 449 amino acids. The transcript has 8 exons. Lineage: Eukaryota; Metazoa; Chordata; Actinopteri; Scombriformes; Scombridae.